AUGCCUCUUUUUGCACAGCUGCUGCGCAACUUUGGCUCACCGAUGAGCGCAAUGACCGCCAACCGCUGUCCUACACCAUUCGCGUUUCCAUUCUCGCCGCUCGGCCUGAGCCUAUUCGACAUUGAUCCGUCCAGAAUACUGAACCUGCUGCACCACCAGACCUGGCUGGCCGAAGAGGCAUUGCGCACGCGCGGCCUGCUGACCGCACCCAAGGAUUUUCCUCAUCGUUUUACCACGCUAAGCGAUCUGCUUACCAAGGACUAUCAGCCAACUGGUGCCGGCUAUGCGGCUAAGCAGCCACAGUCUACAACCAACCGCUUUUUUGCCCAGUCGAAAAGCGUCAAAUCCGCAGGCGCUCCCUCCCCCCAGCAAAUGGCCAGCUCGUCGAACAUGGCAACGGAAUCACAGCUGGACAGCCAAGCGGCGGACAACGAUGAUGUGACCAUUGUGGAGCUGGGCAGCGAGCGCAGCGUGGUCACGCCCAACAGCAGUGCGCUGCUCUACAAGGAUGGCUUGCGGCAGUAUACGCAGCUGUUGCUGUCCGGCGCCGGCACGCCGGUUAGCUGCACGGACACGUCGAGCAGCUGCAAGGAGAAGAGCUCCUCGUCGUCUACCUCAUCGACGCCGCCGCCAAGCGGCGCUCUGCUCGCCCAGCAUCAGCAGCUGAGCCAAAUGCUGAAGAGUCCAUCGGACACGUGCUCCUCGCUGUUCAGCGAGCCCAUCGAGGAGGAGACACGCUGUGUCGUUUGCAAUGCCCACUUCCCGAAUGUCUGGCUGCUGGAGCAGCAUGCGGCAUUGCAGCAUCCGCACAUUGGGCCCGGCGAAGAGAAGCCCUUCAUAUGCGAGCAGUGCGGUCAGUCGUAUCGCUAUCGCAGCGCCUAUGCCAAGCACAAGGAGCAGAAUCAUCGCGCCCGCCUCCCAGCGGACAAGCUGUUCACCUGCGACGUGUGCGGCAUGCAGUUCCGCUAUCUCAAGAGCUUUAAGAAGCAUCGCCUCAAUCAUGCGCUCGAGCGACUCCACGGCAAGAAGAGCAUUGGCGCCGGUGUCGGUGUCGGUGUCGGCGUCGGCGUCGGCGUCGGCAUGGCAGCAGCACGCAUGAUUAGCGGCACAGCGUCAUCGGCAGCAACAUCCGCACAGGUGGAGCAGGAUGUGGUGACCAGCUCACAGGAGCCGAUGCUCGCCGACGAAGGCGAGGACCUGCGCAUCAACGUAAAGCGCGAGGGCGACGAGUCGGCCGCUGCCGGCCAGCAGGAGGCCGCCAGCGAGGAGCACGAACAGGACAACACAAUUGAUUCGGCGGGCAUCACAAUGCUCUACAAUGACAACAACUCAUCGGCUUCGGCCUCCACCAGCGCCACGGAGCCAAACAUCAGCAGCUCAGACGGCAUACAUAGUACAAACAAGCGGAUUCUCAAAAAUGCAAUGAGUCUGGCUGGUUUCCUUGCUGUGAGUUCACGCCUGUUGAACAGCGCACACCACUUGGAAACGGAUCCCUCCUAUCAUCAUCAGCAACACCAUCAUCAUCAACAACAACACCAUCAUCACCAACAGCAGCAGUCGCAGUCGCAGUCACAGCAGCUGCCUCCACACCUGGCGCACGUCUCACUGCCAAUGGCCAGCGCCGCCGCCGGGUCAUCCUCGGCCGCGGCAGCCGCUGCGGCUGCUGCAGCCGGUUGCAAUACGAGCCCCAGCGCUGGCACAGCUAGCACUGCCAACAGCGGCGUGGGCGGGAGCGGCAUCAGUUCGCUUAGUUCGCUGACAUCGCUGAUCAACGCGGAACGCAUACCCAAUGAGCAGUUCCUGGGCCUCAAUCCGCAGGAGGCUUCAAUACUCAAUUUCUUGCGAGUCGAUGCCGCCGAGCGACAGCGGGACAAGCGGCCCGCCACCUCGCGCUUCGCCUGCCCCUUUUGCGGCAAGUGCGUGCGCUCCAAGGAGAACCUCAAGCUGCACGUGCGCAAACACACCGGCGAGCGUCCGUUCGUCUGCCUGUUCUGCGGUCGCGCCUUUGGCGGCAAGUCGGACCUGACCCGCCAUCUGCGCAUCCACACCGGCGAGCGGCCGUAUCACUGCGAGUCUUGCGGCAAGUGCUUCGCCCGGGCGGAUUAUCUAUCCAAGCAUUUGACCACCCACAUACACAAUGCGCCGCGCUGAGAUGAGGCGCGUAGGAGGCGUCUCCUACGCAGAUAAGCCAACAAACACACACACACACACACACCCACACACACACAUACGUACACAUACACUACACAGACAACACACUCAAACACCCAAGAGGCAUACAUUACAGGAAACAUAUGCAAAUUUAUGUAUAGAUCUAUUAUUACCACCAUCAUUAUUAGAAU
Drosophila novamexicana is the source of this 2342-nucleotide messenger RNA. Its product is annotated as zinc finger protein 865-like. The record is from RefSeq and is a predicted model, not a curated record. The transcript is spliced from 8 exons. Gene Ontology annotation, molecular function: RNA polymerase II cis-regulatory region sequence-specific DNA binding; DNA-binding transcription factor activity. Lineage: Eukaryota; Metazoa; Arthropoda; Insecta; Diptera; Drosophilidae. The coding region runs from base 1 to 2151 and encodes 716 amino acids. Gene Ontology annotation, biological process: regulation of transcription by RNA polymerase II.